AGCCAUCCACUGCCAGUGGGGUCCCUUCAGGCCCUGGAGUGAGUGUGAGGGCUGUAAUAACACCCAGACUCGCUGGCGAUCAGUGCGCGACUAUGCUCAGUUUGGAGGGCACCAGUGCAUUGGCUCCAAAUUUGAAUUUCAAUCAUGUUCGGCGACCAGAGGUUGUCCGGUGGAUGAGGGAUGUGGGGAUCGCUUCCGAUGUGCUUCAGGUCAGUGUGUGAGCCCCAGCCUGCGAUGUAAUGGUGAUGACGAUUGUGAGGGAGAUGGAGCUGACGAGAUGAACUGCGUGGAUCGGAAGAUGGCGUGUGACAUCGAUAAAAUCCCCCCUCAGGCCGAGCUGACAGGCCAUGGGUAAGGGGGCAUUAGUGCCUGUGAGA
Molecule: messenger RNA, 377 nt
Organism: Rhincodon typus (whale shark)
Lineage: Eukaryota; Metazoa; Chordata; Chondrichthyes; Orectolobiformes; Rhincodontidae
Product: complement component C7-like
Exons: 3
Biological process (GO): immune response
Cellular component (GO): membrane attack complex
Molecular function (GO): protein binding
Source: RefSeq, a predicted model, not a curated record